This is a messenger RNA of Etheostoma spectabile (orangethroat darter), 2263 nucleotides long. RefSeq names its product tetraspanin 33a (gene tspan33a). Gene Ontology annotation, cellular component: plasma membrane. The coding region runs from base 273 to 1124 and encodes 283 amino acids. The transcript has 8 exons. The record is from RefSeq and is a predicted model, not a curated record. Lineage: Eukaryota; Metazoa; Chordata; Actinopteri; Perciformes; Percidae.
UGAUCACCGGUAAGGGCGUGAGACACAGUAACACACCCAGUUUUUUUACGCACGCCCCAUCAGUGCUGGCCAGACAGCGCUUCGGCAGCCCGCUAACGUUACCCACUGUAACGUGUCGGCGCAAGUAUUAGAAGGAUAACAGCAGCUCGUCAUCAUCGUUUGGCUGUCGGCUCUUUGGUUUUACUUACGGAAACUCGUUUUUUUUCAUAGCCUACAGUUAAUCGUUCAUUUGUGCGCAAAAUUGGAUAACGCACGCUUGGAUACUUGUCACCAUGGGAGGAAGACGCAGAGACGCACCUGGAUCUGGCGAGGACUACUCCUUUGUCAGUCCAGUUGUCAAAUACCUACUGUUCUUCUUCAACUUUAUUUUCUGGUUAAUAUCUCUGGUGAUGGUGUCAAUCGGCGUGUACGCGCGCAUGAUGAAACAUGCAGAGGCAGCUCUGGCGUGUCUGUCAGUGGAUCCCGCUGUAAUGCUGAUGGUCGUGGGGGUCCUGAUGUUCAUCAUCACCUUCUGUGGCUGUGUGGGCUCCCUGCGAGAAAACAUCUGCCUUCUGAACACAUUCUGUAUCUGUCUGACAGUGAUCUUCCUACUCCAGCUGGCUGCAGGCAUCCUGGGCUUCAUUUUCUCUGAUAAGGCCCGGACUAGAGUGACUGAGAUGAUCAACAAUGCUGUCGUCCACUACAGAGAGGACAUUGAUCUGCAAAACCUCAUUGACUUUGGUCAGAAAGAGUUUGGCUGCUGUGGCGGUGUGGCGUACACCGACUGGUCCCGGAACAUUUACUUCAACUGUAAGCAGGACAACCCCAGCAGAGAACGCUGUUCUGUCCCCUUCUCCUGUUGUAUCAUACCCAAAGACAAGGAGGUUAUCAACACAAUGUGUGGCCAGGGCAUGCAGGAGUUAGAGUACAUUGAAGCUGGAGACCACAUCCACACCAAUGGCUGCAUAGACAAAAUGGUGAACUGGAUCCACAGUAACCUUUUCCUACUGGGAGGCAUCGCCCUGGGACUGGCCAUACCACAGCUGGUUGGCAUCCUCUUGUCUCAGAUUUUGAUCAACCAGAUCAAAGACCAGAUCGAGCUUCAGAACUACAACCUCAAGCACCGCGCAGACCCGUGGAGCUAACCCAGGUCGGAUCAGACCAGAUUUUGAUGAACAGCACCAGAAACACGGUGAAACCAGUAGAUGGAUGUGGGGGGGUGAACCACAAAUGCCUGAAAAACAUCUGUCAUCUCUGGCUGGAUUGACCAUUUGGAAUAAUUGGUCUUGGAUUUAUACAAAACAAGACUAGUGAAGAGCCAGCAUGUGGAUAAACCAUGAAUGUGCUUUCAAACACUUGGCAUGGAAGUGAAGGACAGUACACAUAAAAUAUACAGGUGGAGAAACAGGACUCUGUCACUACCUACUGGACAUAGACAAUGUUAGUAGUUACCAAACUAUACGGUAGUUGGUGCAAGCAAAGGCAGGAAGGGCAUUUGGCUGUCAGCGUCAUAUUGAUGGGAUCACUGACCUUGACUUAAGAGCUGCAAUCAGUAUAGACUUAGACUUAGACUUAGACUUAGACUUAGUAUAAUCUAUUACACAAAUUUUGUGUGUGUCAAAGACACCAAAUAGGAGUGAGCGUUAAUGCAUAUCUGUGUUUUUAUUUUUUCCACUAAUCCAAAUGUUAACUAACUGAAAAGGGAAUUGCAUUUAUGAACAUGUCUUGAUUUUGUAGACUUUUUUUUAAAAACAAAAGAGCGACAGACAGGCUGUCCUAUGCAUUCUCAGCAAUGUUGCUUAUCUAUGAGAUACAUCUUACAUUUGGUUGAGGUUGUUUUUGUUAAUGUAGCAUUGUGUACCUGACAUAUUACUGUGUUUUCCAUUUGUAGUUAAAAUAUGUGUCAAAUAGAAAGGUCAACCUACUUGAUAUUUUUUUUAAGAUAAAGCAUAAGCAAUGCACAUAUGCUAGGUGGUAUGUAGUUUUGUGUACUUUCACAAGCCUAUGAAUGUAUUUAAAAAGUAUUUACCUCUGGGCCCCAGAAAUGCAUGAAAUGACUAUUGUAACAGUACAGUAUAAUAACCAUUUUACUUGAUGGGUUUUAAGGUUUUAAUUGACAAUUAACUGUAAACACUCUCCAUAAUAAAAUUGCCAUGUUAGGCAACUUGGUUUUCAUGCCGAGACCUGACACUGCAUAUGAUGUCAUUUCCUCCUCACAUUCUAGCCAGCUGACAGCCUGCGUUUGCCUCCAUAUGCUGCCAUUAUAAGUAAAUGUUUGCCAAAU